Molecule: messenger RNA, 3278 nt
Organism: Hypomesus transpacificus
Lineage: Eukaryota; Metazoa; Chordata; Actinopteri; Osmeriformes; Osmeridae
Product: E3 ubiquitin-protein ligase RNF182
Exons: 2
Coding region: 1466-2257 (263 amino acids)
Source: RefSeq, a predicted model, not a curated record
UUUAUAACCAGAACAUUGAAAAUAUCCUAUUUGGCGUAGUUAAUAGGGCAAGUUAAUAGGUCUGUUUACUAGAGUGAAGCGUGGGCAGUCCUUUGUUUAUAUGAUGGACCCUAAAAUCCAUAUAGCCUGCUGUUGCAAAGCAUAGCCUACGUCGUAUUUUCCAGCAUGCACAAAAACAGACGGAGGUCUAGCAACAUGCACAAAAAUGAUGAGUGAUGGAAAGAUAUUAAAUGAAUCAACAGCACACAUGCCUGUCUGUGAUGUAGGGCCUAAGUAAUUAAUUGACAUUUAUUGGGAUACCGCAACCAUAGGUUGUCCUAUAGGUUAUGGACUGUUCAAGUCCGUCGCAGCUUGCGCUUGUAACUGUUGCCACAGCAACCACUGAGGAGAAAUCUGUGCCGGUCCUGAUGCUACCGCGCGCUACCGCAUUGAGGGGGAUGUAGCAGUCAGACUCGGACAGAUGGGACCUCGAGAUCGACAGUGACUCACCGACAGAGUGCCACAGGGAGGAGAAAGCGUGGCGGCGACAAGACUCAUUUAUCUUAGACCUUGACGGAAGACACGAUCACACGUUUAUCAGGUUGUUCUACGGAUCAUAGGUGAGAACACAAUGCUGGAUCUACUCCCCCGAUAAGACCACCUCUACACUCUCUACACCCAUGGAUAUCCAAAGGAUGCAACAUCUUUGUCCUUUGAUACUGUGAGAAAGAAUUACUGUCUAAGAUGAAAAUGUUUUUAUCUCCUGACACUGUUAAUUUCUUUUCGUUGGACUUUGCCUUUAAUGAGGACUUUGAAAUAAGGGUUGUUGUCUCCAUGAAGUGUUGAGAUGCAUGCUGUGACAAAGAUAGUGCCAGAUCUGCAGCUGCAAGGAUUGCAGAGAAACAAUGAGACCAGUCUGUUUUAGGUUGCUUGGCAGAGGUUGGCAUAGGUGUGGGGCCAGUGUAACCUGUUAAAUUACAAGCUUUGUCUUCCCAUUCCUCUGCUGUCAAAAGAUAAGCUUGCGCUAUUGAUAUAUUCUGCAACAAAAAUAACUUUUUACAUGUAUGCAUGAACUGUGAACAUAGUGAAUUCAGGGUAUUCAGGAUUUUCCAGGGCUUGCCAAAAAGAAAUCAGGUAAUUUCAUUCAAUGUUUUGUUGAUAAAAUAUAUUUGUAAUUUAAUGUGAAUGUAUUUAUCAAAUAUUUCUGUGAAAAGCUGUAAACUACAUUAUUAUCUGUGACUUGAAUUAAGACUACCCAAAAUUCUGCCAUUUUCCAAGUGGAAUAACACUCUAAAAGUAUGCUACAUAUCUUCACUUUUGAAAGAAUCUUGAAUCAGGGACAAAACCAAGAGAGACCAUAAACCGCUGUUGAAACUGCUUUAGGAUCACUUUGGAACAUUAGCCACAUUCCCCAGCUGCCCAAUAACUCCCAUCCUCACCUACAUUCCUUCCUGGCUCGCUGCUGGUCAUCACUUCCUCUCUCAGGAUGAGCCAGAAGCUGGAGGUGGAGGCAGGGGAGGGCUGCCAAUCUCUGGUCUACACUGUGGAGGAACUUGAGUGUAAGAUCUGCUACAACCGCUACGACACACGCACGCGCAAGCCCAAGGUGCUGGGCUGCCUGCACCGCGUCUGUGCCAAAUGUCUGAAGAAGAUAGUGGAGAUGGGCGACUCCUCCCCCAGCCUCAUCAGCUGCCCCUUCUGCCGCCAUGAGACCCACGUCCCAGACGAGGAGAUCUGGCUGAUGCAGGACGACAGCAACAUCCUGGCCAUCCUGACCUACCAGGACCGAGCCAGGAAGAGUGGCUCCGCCCCGGCCGGGGAGGUGCUCCUGACCCCCAACAGCCUGGGUGGCGAGGUGGGCGGAGGUGGAGGAGGGGGUGGCUGUGUGACUGGCAGCGGAGACCAAUCUCACAGCUCCUCAGACUGUCUGGUCAUCACCAUCAUGGAGGUCCCGGGGGAAUCCCAGUCGUCCGACUCCAUGAGCAUGCUCAACAUGGUCCGGCUGUACCGGCCGCCCAGCCUGGACUCACUGCCCUGCCACCUGCCGGUGCAGAAGUGUCGCGCCUGGACCUCGCGGAGCUUCCCCCGCUUCCUGCUGGGUGUGCUGUGUCUCGUCUACUUCAGCUCCCUGCCGCUUGGCAUCUACCUGCUGAUGAUCCAGCAGCUGACCCUGGGUGUGAUCCUGGUCAGCCUGGUGCCCACCACCCUGGUCCUCUGUGUCUUCUAUGGCUUCUGCCAAUGCCUGUGCCAUGAGAUCAUGGAGUCCAUAGCCACAUAGCACCAUUUCUUACAGCAAGGGUUGGGGUCCAUUCUAAUUUAAAUGAAAUUUAGCUGAUGAGAGGAACUGAAAACAACUUAUUUGAAUUGGAGGGAUGAAAAACCUCAUUUAAAAGCAGACUUUAAAAACAAAUUAUUAACCGAAUUCUGAAUGUAUUAGGAUUUAAUAGUAAUUAGUGUUGACCCCAACCCCGGCUCAUAAGGACCCCUUCAUCCCGCAACCAUAGACCUGGAUAGAAAUAGUAUAUGUUUUCACAUGCAUGAAAAAGAUAAUGUGCUGCUGAUUUAGUUCGCCCAGAACAAAACCAUCCCCAAAUGCAGACCUUGCACUCAGAUCCAUCUGGGAAAACAAAAUCUGGCACAUCCAUCUAAAAGAACACAUAUCCUAUUGAUACCCUGGUCUUUCCAAGUACUUACAAAUCUCUGGACCUAGCGAGCCCUGUAAAACGCCAAAUCAAUCACCGCUACCCUUUUCUUUGUAAGAUACCUCCCUAUCCACCCCAAUUUUCCACCUCUGAAAAUACCAGCACUUAACUGAUAUGACUGCUCAUGGAUCUGUCUGUCGGGCUUUUCUUUUGAGCCAGGGAAGUCGAGAGGCAAGCGUGUGUGCGAGAAGGCCCAGCCAUCCUGAACGUUUUUCUACAACACAGCUCAACCUGCAUCAGACUGCUGUUCGAUGUUUGUGUUAAUUCUAGUACCCGAACGGGCCUGACUUCUUAUUAAGCUGUUAAGAUCACUGUCACUAUAUUGGAGAAUAUGUUCCUCUAUCUUGUACUAUUAUGGUCCCUUACUGCAGAGAGUGUUUGAUCUACUGUAAUGGAACCACCAUCGGCUACCCUUGGGUACAUUAUUUUGAUACUCCAUAGGUAAAGGAUGUAUUCAGUCAUACAGCAUAGUUUCCAUGUAUACUGUUAAAGUUCCUAGUUGCCUUCGUAAGGCAUGUCUGUCCUGAAGUAACUAAACGUUGUAUAAUGAAUUUGUCUGUGGCAAUGCAAUGGGAAUGGACAAACCGCCUAAACUGU